This is a messenger RNA of Eleginops maclovinus (Patagonian blennie), 2732 nucleotides long. Its product is annotated as nuclear factor interleukin-3-regulated protein-like. The coding region runs from base 458 to 1711 and encodes 417 amino acids. Lineage: Eukaryota; Metazoa; Chordata; Actinopteri; Perciformes; Eleginopidae. Gene Ontology annotation, cellular component: nucleus. The record is from RefSeq and is a predicted model, not a curated record. Gene Ontology annotation, biological process: regulation of DNA-templated transcription; circadian rhythm. The transcript is spliced from 2 exons. Gene Ontology annotation, molecular function: DNA-binding transcription factor activity; DNA binding.
GGUGCGGCUAACUGUUUGUUGUAUAAAUAUCAACCUCUCUUUCGAAUCAACAUCCUUUGAAUACAUAAGUCCCUAUUUAACCAAUCAGUCAGGAAUGGUGGCUCUCCGGUUUGUUGUUGUUUGUUCUGCAUGUCUCCGCUGGUUUCACUCAGCGGGCUUCCUGUUAGGACGGGGAGGAGGAGGAGGAGGUCGGGUCAGCCAGGGUGAGGAUCCGACGAUCCGACCCCAGCUGAACCGAUGAGUGGGGGAAGAAACUGCACAGAGCUUUUUAAGGAGGAGAAACAUCCAGAGACCUGUGCUGCUCCACAUGUCUCCUAAACCUGACAGAGGAGAUUCAUCAAAGGCUUCAGAAGCUGUUUGAUUUAUGGUGCCAUUAUAGCACACUUUACCCCGAACCACCCCAGAAAGGUCCUCGACCACCUCAUCGCUCCUUCAGGUGUGAAAUCAGUGUUGGAACAUGACGGGUCAGACUGUGGGAGGUGUUGCUCAAGCACUGUCAGCACCCUCACUGCUGGCUGUAGAGGGACCAGAGUCAAGGCCUCGAGCAAGGGCUGCAUCCUUCACUGAAGAGGCUGUUUCCAUCCUCACCUCCAGGGGAGGCCAGUUGGCCCAAACCCUCCUUGGUCACACAUUUCCCUUCCAACACAAAGAGAGCCUUGCCAACACAGAAGCAAGAGCAGGCAGUAGCUGCGAUGAAGACAACGUCAACAGUGCACGCCGCAAACGAGAGUUCAUCUCUGAUGAUAAGAAAGAUGACGGUUAUUGGGACAAGAGGAAAAAAAACAAUGAGGCUGCCAAGAGGUCCAGAGAGAAGCGGCGAACCAAUGACAUGGUGCUGGAGAGGCGAGUGCUGGGCCUGCUUGAGGAGAACGCCCAUCUGAGGGCUGAGGUGUUGGCUCUGAAGUUUCGCUUUGGCCUGGUCAAGGACCCAUCUGAUGUCUCAAUCCUACCAUUGUCUGCACCACUCCAUUCUCACCCAACACCCAGUGCAACAAAUCGCUACCAGCCUCACACAGAUGGAUCCUCAUACCCGAAACACACACACCACGUCCUUUCUCAGCCCCCACAUCAGGGUCCCAUCUAUGCACAGAGAGGAGCUGGGCCUUUGUCACAUCAAAGUGUAUCUGAGGAGUCCAAUGUCUCGACCUCAUGUAGCUCAAACAUGGGCAGCCCUGUGUUUUUUGAUGAAUCUCCAAAUGAGCAUCUUGGGCCUUCUCCGAGGGAGGUGGUGAAGGAGCAGCAAGGCUACGACUCCCACACCUUUCCCCUGGAGGUCAACAAGCAUCAGUAUGUAAACAGACAAGACUCACACGAGGGUUUGAGGAGCCUCCCUCACAAGCUCCGCUUUAAAGGGCCCUCUUGUUGCAACGAUGGAGGGGACAUUUCUCCAUCUUCUGAUACCAGGCACAAUGGACCCCCUGUAGCCACAGUGUGGCCUAACAUCCAGGUGAGGAACCAGCAGCAGGCAGGACUGGAGGGUCAGAUAGAGAGUCAGGCCCCUUGGCCCAGGAAGGAGGCAUAUGGUGGUAUUGGGGAGCAUUAUCAGGGUCUGUCCUCUCCUCAUUAUAACUCCUUCUCUCUUCAGAGCACGAGGCACACCAAGCAUUCAACAGAGGACUUCAGUCUCAGGUCUCAGAUCAGCUGUUUGUCUCAGGAAGUGGCUCAGCUCAAGAUGCUUUUCUCUCAGCAGCUGCUCUCCAAGAUCGCUUAAAGGACUAAAGUUAGCAGACGGAUUUCACACUACACCUUCGCAAACCAUCGAUCUUACAGACUGCUGAUACUCUGACAGGAGAGCAUGGUCCUCGUGUUAACAGCUACCUCUGAAGUGACAAACCUUACUGACACCUGUUUCACUGGAAAAGCUUAAGAUGGUCGGCACAUCACUACCAGAGAAAACAACAACAUCUAGUUUUUAAUAAUGUAUUAUGUGUAAUGAGUGCAAAUCUAAAAGAGAUUUCUGUGUUAUUCAUCUACGGAACCAGGACAGGCAAAAGCAUUUUGUAAGUGUGAUCUAAAUUGUGGAAGAGACAGUUUUACACGUGUAAUCUUAUCAUAUUUUACCAUCAUCGACAACUGGUCUGGAUACAUGUAUUGUGUGAUCUUUGAUUACACUAUAAUCACCGGCCAAAUGUUUUUUUAAAUUUUUUUUUAAUAUAUGUUUUGGGGGCUUUUUGCCUUUAAUCGGAUAGGACAGUGGAGAGUGACAGGAAAGUGGGAGAGAGAGUCGGGGUGGGAUCCGGAAAGGACCACGGUUCGCGGGCGUACGGUGCAGGUGCCCCAGCCAGUUGCGCCACGGCCGGGGCCAAAUGUAUUUUUAAUAUGUUUUACCAGAUGACAUUUCAUUAAUUUACAAAAAUCAUCAUAAGGAUUUAUUUUCUCUCAGGGCUUCUGGAAUAACCACAUGUCUUUCAAUCAUGAUAAUUCCUCAGAUUUGAAUGACGCUAUAUUUCUGGAUUCAAAACGGGUCUGUCAGAAACACUGGACAUUACCUUGGAUACAACACAUAGUACACGGUUAAAUGUAUAACACUUUAUUCACUCAACUCAGAUGUACAAAAGCCAUUAUUGUCUGCAGUGGGACAAUUCAUAGGUUUUUAACACAAAUACUGUAUAUAUUAUAUGCUUUCCUAAAGAAGACGAAAAAAGACUGUACACCUUUUAUGUUUUUGUGAUCUUAAUAUUGCUUACUGUAUCUGAUUUCUAUGAAUAAAAUAAAAGUGUAUUUUAUGUAAA